Ictalurus punctatus (channel catfish) is the source of this 3220-nucleotide messenger RNA. Its product is annotated as kelch-like protein 10. Bases 563 to 2260 code for a protein of 565 amino acids. The transcript is spliced from 8 exons. Gene Ontology annotation, molecular function: protein binding. NCBI's taxonomy places the organism in Eukaryota, Metazoa, Chordata, Actinopteri, Siluriformes, Ictaluridae. The record is from RefSeq and is a predicted model, not a curated record.
UUACAUAUUAUAUUUUACUUAUAUAAGAGAGAUGCUGGAAAGGUACUGUAAGUAAUGCACUUCUAUAAUUGUAUACUGUAUAAUUGUAUAUUUCUUUAUUGUUUUUGUUUAGUUCUUUUGCAUUUCAAGAGUUAAGACUGAUGAAACAUGGCAUGCUGUAUGUUAAAACAAAGAAUUUUUUUUCUUUCUUUUUUUUUUUUAACAAGUAAAAAUAUAAAAAUUCAACCUGUAAAGUUCUGUAAUAUAUUCAGCCAGGUGAACGUGGUGCUUCCAGGUUUAUUAUAAAAUCAUUAUAAUAUACUGUGUUUGAUGUUGGACAACUUAAAUUAAACACUAAAUCGAAAUCAUGCAGUCAUGUAGUUUGAGGCCACAGCUUAGUGACGUAAAGCAGACGGUUUAUUUGACAGGCUUCUCUCCGAUAAAUAAAAAGGACAGCAAUAAUAAAUAAAUAAAUAAAUAAAUAAAUAAGAGAAGCUCUCAGAAUUCUGGAAUUCCGUGAUGCUGAAAUUCUAGAAGUUUCGGACUCCAUAAAACAGCCCUGUGUGAACGCUCAUCAGAAGAUAUGAGUUUUGAAAGAGAGAGGAGUGCAGACAUGACAACUUGGGAUGUGCUGAAUGAGAUGCGGUUGGAGGAGGAGCUAUGCGACGUGGUCCUCAGAGUGGACGAGGUAGAGUUCAACGUCCACAGGACCAUCCUCUGUGCGAACAGCCAGUAUUUCAGAUCCCUGUUCAUCAGAUGGAGCAGCUCGGAGCAGACGGUGUACACCAUCACGAAUGUAUCUCCAGACAUCAUGGCGAUUAUAAUCCAUUACAUCUACACCCAGGAGAUUCGAGUCACCAAUGAUAACGUGCAGGCUCUGUUGGUCAUGGCCGAUUACCUGCUCAUGCGAGACCUUGUUCGCAACUGCUACGACUUUCUGAAAGCACAUCUCAGCCCGGAAAACUGCUUAGGGAUUUGGCAGUACGCAAACACUUACUCGUUCAGAAAGCUGCAGGAUCGGGCCUACACCUACGCAUUGCGUCACUUCGAGGACGUCGUUCAGUCAACGUCCAGUGAGUUCUUGGAGCUGAACGAGGAGCAGCUCGGCGGCAUCCUGGAGAGGGAUGAGCUGAACGUCAAACAGGAGAAAACGGUGUUCGAAGUUAUAAUCAUGUGGAUCGAGCACGAACCCGACAUCCGAAUACAGCACAUCGCUAACCUGCUGCUGAAGGUGCGGCUGGCUCUGAUAGAUCUGGAAUACUUCCUAGAGAAUAUCAAGACACACCCGCUGGUCAGCAGCUCCUGGGAGUGUCGGCCCAUCAUCCUCCGCACCAUGAAGGCCAUGUUCUACAUUAACAAGGUUGGACACAACACCAGAUACCAGGAUCCGCUUGCCCGCCCACGGCUCCCAUAUUCCAUCUUGUUCGCCAUCGGCGGCUUAAACGACAGGUCUGCUACAAACACUGUAGAAACCUACAACUCGAGGAUGGACAGUUGGAAGUGCAUCACCAGCAGAGAAGAAAGAGUUCGAGCCCAUCACGGCACAGUGUUCCUGGACGGUUUUGUGUACGUCAUCGGUGGCUUCGACGGCACAGAGUGCUUCAACUCAGUGUGCAAGUUCAAUCCCCUUGACAGAACCUGGAACGAGGUGUCUCCCAUGAACUAUUGCCGCUGCUAUGUGAGCGUGGCCAUACUGGAUGGAUACAUCUACGCAAUGGGAGGCUUCGAAGGAAGAGAGUGGCUUAACACGGCUGAACGUUAUCAGCCAAGCACCAACCAGUGGAGCCUCAUCCCAUCCAUGCACGAGAUACGAAGUGACGCCAGCGCAACGACCUUACUGGGCAAGAUCUACAUCUGUGGAGGAUUCAACGGCGACAUGUACCUUUUCACGGCCGAGUGUUUCGACCCUCGUUACGAUCAGUGGACGCAAAUCGAACGGAUGCACGUCCAAAGAAGUGGUGUGGGCGUCAUCGCUCUUAACAAUGAAGUAUCUGUGAUCGGGGGUUUUGAUGGAGCCCAACGUCUGCGGUGCGUCGAAGCCUACAACCCUCGUACCAACUCCUGGAGAAUGCUUGCCUCCAUGUUUAACCCACGAAGCAACUUUGGCGUCGAGUUGAUGGAUGGCCGCUUGUAUGUGGUUGGCGGCAACAUCGGCGAAGACACCACAUCCAACUGCGAAUACUACGACGAAGAGAGCAAUGACUGUGCGCUGAGCUGCUGCGUGAUUUCCGGGCUUCCCAACAUCACCGACUACAUCGUCGCGUACGAUGACUUUCUCUAGACGUGGAGCUUUUUUAUAUGAGUUGUGUAAAGUUUUAGUCGGAAGUUUAUAUUUGUAACACUCAGUUUGUGGAUUUUAUUUUAAACAAACAAAACAAAGGGUGCUGAAACUUUGCCCCGCCCCAUCCGAUUAAUCGAAAAAAUUAAUCGGCCAACUAAUCGAUACCAUACAUGCAUACAUACCAUACAUACAUUACAUAACACACAUACACCUACCUUCCCUGAAACAGCUAUUAGCCACAGCCUGGUGAAGGUUUCUGAGCUGGCAAUAAUUGAUGUGUUGCAUAAAUGCAAACAGCUGCUUAACCACUUUUGUGUUUUACUUCUGAUAUAUUUAAUAAAGCACCUGAUAAGCGGUCAGGUACGGUGUACACAGGCUUUCUGAAUCCAGAUAGCUGAAAGUUGAAGUCCAGUUUCGGUGAACCUACGUCCACUGUAGCUUUAGUCUAGGCUUAAAAUGUAUUUGUUUACUCAAGCCUACCCUGACUAGACUUUGUGUUACGCUAAGUACAGUCCUAAGCUCUUCUCUCCCUCUCUCCUUCUGUUGAGCCAAACAUGAUUUUAUGGAGAGACUACAGAUCCUGAUCCUUUCUACUCUCCGGACCUGCCUGAUCCGUUUCGGAUGUCCUACCUCUGGAUGUAACUCUCAUCUACUCCAAUUCCAGAUUGCUGGGACUACGGCUGCUUCCAAGGACACACAGACUUCAUAUAAAACCAUAAUGAACUUUUCACACUAACUGUUGUUACCCAGAUGAGGAUGGGUUCCCUUCUGAGUCAGGUUCCUCUCAAGGUUUCUUCCUCUUAGGGAGUUUUUCCUUGCCACCGUCGCCACCGGCUUGCUCAAUUGGGAUAAAUUUGCACAUUUAAAGUCUGUAUAAACACGGUAUAUAUUUCUGUAAAGCUGCUCUGAGACAAUGUCUAUUGUAAAAAGCGUUAUACAAAUAAAAUUGAAUUGAAUUUA